AUGUCAUACGAGAACUUCAGUGCCAUCAAGGCGAAGGUUCAGGGGGCCUUUGAUGACGUUGAGGCUUGGAUUUUUCAGGCCUUCGAGGGGCGAGUACAGGAUCUGGACAUCGACGAGGACCUGGAAUUAGAACUUGCGCAGCGACGACGUGGAAUGCGCUUCUUUGCUGCAGGACGUGCGAGGGACGGAAAGCGCUUUGCAUCCAUUCUCUUUCCGUUGUUCCAGGGAGAUCCCAACAAGGAUCUCUACGAGGAGGCCUUCUGCGAUGUACUGCGUGUCGCCGGAAAUUCGGUGAAGCCGGGGUCCAGGCAUAAGCUGUCCUUUCGUGCGGGUGUGUUAUUCUUCACUGCAGACAGCCUGGGCAACACGUAUGGUGUUGUUGCUUCUGAUGAUUUCCCGCUUGCGAACGCCUACAACUUUUUGGAAGAGAUACUGCAGGUCUACCACAGCAUUGAUGUCGAGAUUGCAUUGAACGAGGCAGAGGAGUCUCUGUGGUCCGAGCCGCGCUUUCGGGAAGAUGCGUUCGGCAUUCGUGAGCUGGCGAUUGCCAGUUGGAAGAAGCAGUUGCGACCAGGAGACGGCUCGGCUCAGGUCCAGCUUUCCGUCUUGCCCUUGCAGGAGGCUCUCUGUACAAGUGUGCAGGGAUCCUUUGUUCACUGUGCAAUCAUGUUCGGUGGAAAGAAGCUGAAAGAUCUUACUGAAGAGGACAUCAGAAAAUAUGCUGCAUCUUUGGUGGCAAUGCAUGGAGGACAGGAAGAAGCUGCCACCGACGGGGAAAUCAGGCUUGCAGUGAACGAUACGGGCAACCGUAAUGGCUACGUGGAGUCUGGAAUGGAAGAUGAAAGUUCUGCCCAUCGAAAGAGAUUGGCGCAGGUGAUUGCGUCAAAUGCGGCUGGUGAUCCUGAUCGCAUUGACGAGGGCGACCCCGAAGCGCUCCAGCAAAGGACGGUCGAAGGCAUGCUCGCCAUGCCAAUGCAGCCAGCUGUCAGCUUACAGGCGUUUCAGUGCUUCCGAAUUCCUCAGCUUUCGGCGAGAGUGGCACGUGCAGCUGGCAGCGAGCACCACUUCUCCGCACGACAUUCGACGAGAUGGUAUUCUGUUGCUGGAGUUUUUGCAGCGGCAGCGGCGCGGGGUAGAUGUGCCCAUGUGAGAACAGUGACCUCCGUCGGUCCCAAGCCGGUCUGGGACUCCACAGGAGGCCCUGCUAUUCACGGUGUGGGAGGAAGGCCGCGACUAGAGAAGGGGAAGCUACAUCGGGUCAUUUGGAUGUGCUGGACUGGGAACAACCCGAUGCCAGCUCACCUGCGACUUUGUAUGGAGACGGUGCGGCGUAAUGCUGGCUUGCCCGUUGUACUUAUCACGCCGCAAAAUGUGACAGAGUACGUGCCGGACCCACAUCCUGCAUAUCCGUACCUUCAUCUGGCCCACAGAGCAGACUAUUUGCGUUGCUACUUGCUGCACAACUACGGGGGUUUGUACCUUGAUGUUGACACCAUUUGCCUGCGAAGUCUUGCGGGCCUCUACGAGCUGGUGGAGAGCAAUCAAUUCGAUGCUGUUGGUUAUGAUGGAUCUGAAUGGGGCGAGCUUAUCGGUGUUUCAGACAUGGGCCCUUUUCGGCCCAACUCGGAGCUUACGCAGCUUUGGUUCAAUGCUCUUCACGGUCGGCUGGAGGAAAAGCUUCCGGAGGUGAUGGGCCAGAAGACUGACGUUUUCUACUGGCAGGAGAUCCUGAGAGACGUUUUUGUGCCCGUCAGCCUUGUCCACAGCCAGCGCAUCAGUAAGGCUCUGCUCGCGCACAAUCCCGAGAAGGAGACGCUCUGGGCGGUCCGGCCUUUCCAAGAGGCCCUAGGAAAGGAGCUCGGUUCCCACAUUCUUAUCUUAAACAAUGCCAAGUACGGUGAUGAGCUUGGUCAGCUGUCCGAGGACGAGAUUCUUGGAGGACCUGCAGUGCUGAGUCAGCUUCUGCGUCACUCGCUGGGCUUGCCAGACGUGAUCUGA
Symbiodinium necroappetens is the source of this 1998-nucleotide messenger RNA. NCBI's taxonomy places the organism in Eukaryota, Dinophyceae, Suessiales, Symbiodiniaceae. The record is from the annotation of a GenBank genome assembly.